UUCAUGCCGAAGUCCCAAAAAAUGAACCAAAGGACAAGAAAAAAGGUUGGUAUACACAUGUAUACAGCUGAUAUACGUUGGAAGCGGCAGCUGCCCUCUAUUACACCAUGCACAAUAAAAAAUAGAGGGGAAAUAAGCAGGUUUUCACGCUGAUAUACACUGUAUAUGCAGUGAUAUACAGUAAAACGCGAAGAAAAUUGGGACUGAUAUACAUCCUGGAAAUGGAUCCAAAGUCCACAAAAGAAUAUAGCCCAAGGCUGAACAAAUCAUAAUGGGCCAAAAGCCCAAUCCAAGGUUCUUUUUAUUUACUAAAAUUUACAUAUAUACACAAGGUAAAGUUACCUUAUUAAUCCCAAUUUGGUAAAGUAAUUACAUAAAUUCCAAAGUAAUUACUUAAAUCCCUUCCUUUUUUACUUUCUCUCUCAUAUACCUUAUACAUCCAAAAACACACUGAUUUCUUCCCUUUUUUGCUCCAUUACACACCCAUUUUUUCUCCAUUUUUGAAACUUAUUUUCACGCCUAAAUUCAAGCAACGUAUACUUAGAGGUUACCAAUUUGUAAGUUUUCAAGCAUUAAUUUAUCUUUCUGAUUUACUUCAUUAAUUUUUGGAAAAAAAAAUUUCAACUUUACCAAAUCAGGAUAUUUUUCCGAAUCUUCUUUGGUUGCAUGUUGUUUUGUAUGAAAUUACCGUCUGUUGCAAUCAUAUUUAAGUUUUGUAAUUUGAUUUUAUCAAUUUUUUUCCAUAAACUACAAGUUAGAUCUUUGAAUUUCUUGGUUUGUAGUUGCUACUGCUUAAUCAAUAUAGUGUAAAAUUCAUAAUGGAUUCUCGUUUUACCUUUAGUUUAGGAUUUAGUCUGUUAGAUGCUCAGGAAUAAGAUAUUGUUGUUGUUAUAUUUGAUUACGAAGAACCCAAUUUUGCAGAGAAUCGUUCCAAGCACUAAAACGAUUCGGUAACCAUGAAGAAAUUGAAGAAAGUGGCAAGUUCUAGUUCAAAGAAAUCAGCUUCAAAAUCGACUAGUAAGAAGAAGGUUGAUGUGGCAAGUUUUAGUUCGAAGAAGUCAGCUUCAAAAUCGACUAGUAAGAAGAAGGUUGAUGGGUCCGGUCGACCAUGUCUUCCGAAGGGGAUGAUAUACCGUAUUGACACAGUCCCGGCUCAUCCGUUGUAUAUUGAUAGCUUAUGUAACCGUACUUUUGGUGAAGACAUAAAGGCAUAUUUUUUAGAAGAUAUUUUAGGAGCAUUUACAAAUACAAUUUUUGGGAUAUUUCUCGAUUCGUCUCAAUGCAAUUGGAUAAGAAAGAUUUCAAAAUGUCUCCUUAUGCUAGAAAUCCAACAAGAUAAUAAGGACAAGAUUCAUGUGCGGGUGCAGGGGAACAUCCUGAAAUUUAUGAUGCUUGAAUUUGCCAUCAUUACCGGUCUUAAAUAUACCAGUAAUAUUGAUGAGUAUAUGUAUUCUUCAUCGCCAAAAUUAGCUUUGAUCUUGAAGUAUUUUUCCGACGUUGUAGGUGGAAUAACUAGGUCAAAACUUAUAACACGUGUGAAGAUGGGAAACUUCGAUAACUCUGAACCUUGCGAUAUUAUAUUUUGUUCAUACAUUUGUAUUUUCUCAGCAUCGUGA
This is a messenger RNA of Capsicum annuum, 1616 nucleotides long. RefSeq lists its product as uncharacterized. Lineage: Eukaryota; Viridiplantae; Streptophyta; Magnoliopsida; Solanales; Solanaceae. The transcript is spliced from 2 exons. Bases 957 to 1616 code for a protein of 219 amino acids. The record is from RefSeq and is a predicted model, not a curated record.